AUGGCUAUCCGCUUCUGGCCAUUCUUGAUCUCCGUCGUCGCCGCUGCUGCACGACCUCCCAGCAGUCACACAGAUCCGCCAUGCAGAUACAUCCCUGGUGAUAAGGGAUGGCCAAGACAGGGGGUAUGGGAUCGCUUGAAUAGUACGGUCGGUGGCAGACUGAUCGGAACUGUUCCCUUGGCGCACAUCUGUCACGAUGCUGGCAUUUACCCGGCCUUCAAUGAGCCUGCAUGUGAGGGGCUACAGGAAGCUUUCAAUGAAGCUGGUGCGCAGACUUUACAACCACAACCGGGCGAGUUUAUGAACGCCUACUUUCUCAACACCUCAUGCUCACCCUUUACGCCGCAAUCCAUGCCUUGCGAGCUUGGUAAUCGUGCUGUUUACUCCAUCGAUGUGACCGGACCCGCCGACGUGCAGGCUGGCUUGAAAUUCGCGAGUGAGAACAACAUUCGUCUCGUUGUUAAAAGUACCGGUCUUGAUUAUAUGGGCAAAUCCACUGGCUAUGGAGCUCUUUCUCUGUGGAUGUAUAACCUCAAGACUAUCGAGAUUAACCCCCACUACGUGAGUCCCCAUUAUUCUGGAGCAGCCGUAAAGCUGGGCCCUGGCGUCAUUGCCGGGGAGGCCUAUGAAGCCAUGGAUGCUGCAGGGUACCGAAUCGUAGCACCCGAAUGUGGCCUCAGCGGGAUUGCCGGGGGUUAUCUACAAGGUGUGGGCCACUCGCAGCUUGUCACAAAAUACGGAGCCCCCGCCGACCAGGUUCUUGAGUGGGAACUUGUCACCCCCGCCGGGAAGUAUCUGACCGCCACACCCAAGAAGAACAAAGACCUGUACUGGGCACUCUCUGGGGGUGGAGGCGGGACGUACGGGGUUGUGCUUAGUGUGACACUCAAAGCGUACCCAGACGGACCCGUUGCCGGAGGCACGCUAGUUGUCAACAACACGAAUGACGCCGCGUUCUGGAAAGCUAUCGGGAACUGGUUCCAACGGGGCCCAUCUUUUGUGAACAACACUACCAACAACGUUCAGUUCCUCGUGACGAACGCCACCCUGCAAGUCUUCAGCUUCGUUCUACCGGACCAGGAGACAUCCGCCGUCGACGCUCUCGUCGCCCCCUUUAUUGAGGACCUGAAACGGCUGAAACUCCCGUAUGAGCUUAAGACCGGCCAGGCGCGCACGUAUGCCGACAGUCUGGUCUCAUCGUACGGGCCUCUGCCCUACGGGAACCUAUGUCCGAGCUUCCCUAUCAUCUCCAGCCGGCUUAUCCCGCGGGCGACGGUGCUGGAGCCCAGAUCCAAUGCCAAGCUAAUGGAUGCAUACCGUUCUAUCACCGCCGAUGGCACAUGGUUCGUCGGCUGCUCCUUCAUCAACGUGGACGAGGGCUCGCCAAUCCGUGGCUCCCAUCCGCCCAACUCAGUCCACCCGGCCUGGCGUAAGGCAAUUGCCUACUGCAAUCCUAACAAUCCCUGGGACUGGGAGGAUCCCGAGAAGAGUCUCGCGCUGAAGAAGCAGCUUGUGGAUGAGUUCUUCCCGGCUAUGGAGGCCGCGACGCCAGGGUCUGGUGUCAAUCUGAAUGAGAUGGAUCCGUGGUAUAAAGGAGAUUGGAAGCAGACAAUGUAUGGAGAUAACUAUGACAAACUGCUAAAGAUCAAGCAUGCUAAUGACCCGCAUCGGUUGAUGUAUGGUCAUUUUGCGGUGGGAGCGGAUGAGUUCACAUUAGAUAAAGAGAACAGACUCUGCAGAGCUCGAUAG
This is a messenger RNA of Penicillium coprophilum, 1749 nucleotides long. Its product is annotated as FAD-dependent oxidoreductase. The coding region runs from base 1 to 1749 and encodes 582 amino acids. The record is from RefSeq and is a predicted model, not a curated record. NCBI's taxonomy places the organism in Eukaryota, Fungi, Ascomycota, Eurotiomycetes, Eurotiales, Aspergillaceae. Gene Ontology annotation, molecular function: oxidoreductase activity; FAD binding. The transcript is spliced from 3 exons.